This is a messenger RNA of Malus domestica (apple), 1816 nucleotides long. NCBI's taxonomy places the organism in Eukaryota, Viridiplantae, Streptophyta, Magnoliopsida, Rosales, Rosaceae. The record is from RefSeq and is a predicted model, not a curated record.
GCUGGGAGUUGAGCUGGUGACGACGUGGCGUGACGUGCCUUUUUAUUACAACGCCAACGGUAUAAAGAAACGAAGAAACAUCUAAUUUCCCUGCACUUGGCAAGAACAGAAAGAUAUUUUCUUCAAUCCUGCUUGCUCAAAUAAUCCUCUGACGUCACGUCUGGGUUGAAUUCUGGUUGUGCUUCUGCUUCUGCGUCUGCUUUUUGGGUUCAAAAUCUGCUUCUGCUUUCUGGGUUCUGUCUGUUUUGUGCCACAUUUGAAGCUGGGGAUCACAGUUUUGGUCGAAUUUUGAAGAUUGAAGUCGGUGGAAAUGGUUCUGAUGAAGGAAUUUUUGGUAAAUGAAUGUACACGUCUGCACCCUGCAUUUCUGGAUUUUAUUUUUAUUUUUGUGGGUUUGAAGGAUUCAGCAUUUCCUUUUCUUUGCUUGCUGAGGAAAAUGAAGAACAAUGAACAACAGUAAGUGAUUCAGUCUGGACACGAAAUAGUUUGCGAAGAGAUUCAUGAGAGUUUUGUACUAAAUUAUUCAGCAAGAAGCACAUUGUAGCAUUUGAGAAACAUUGGUAAAGGCUAUGCCGCUGUGGAGAGUUUUCUCUUACAGCUCUUGCUAUACAAAAACUAAGUCACCUUUCCAUUGAGGUUUCCUUAACUCUUGUCUUCUUCAAUUGGGGACUUGCAUGAAGUCGGAUUGUCAUGCCCAUGUCGUUGGAAGAGUAUCGAGUAGCCCAGACAUAUAUGGUCAUGAAGAUGCAGGAACAGAACACAAACAGUACCGAAGGGGUGGAAAUAGUAGAGAGUAAAUCCUUUGAAGAUGAUUUAUUUGGAAAGGGUCACUACAGUUCUAAAAUUUAUCGUCUACAAAGCAAAGCUCCUGGUUGGCUUGCCACUUUUGCGCCAGCAGAUGCUCUCAUCAUGCAAGAGGAAGCCUGGAAUGCACACCCAAGAUGCAAGACAGUAAUCAAGUGCCCAUACUUCACCAAGUUUCAGCUGACCGUCGAAACAGUUAACAGAGCUGACAAUGGCCAUUCGGAUAAUGUUCAUGGUCUAAGCAAAGCACAACUAGCAACCAGGGAUGUGGAAACUGUUGAUAUUGCUUCAUCUGCAAGGGAUUACUGGAGUCACAUAGUUGGCACUAACAACACCGACUUUUCCCAAUUUACAUCAACGAAAACUGGACGUGGUCCACUUUUAGAGGGCUGGCAGGACACGUCGGAUCCAGUUAUGACAGCCUACAAACUGGUCACCAUUGAUGCACCAUAUUGGGGUUUCGGCAAUAAACUUGAACGAGCUUUGCUAUUGGGUGAAAGGGCUCUUUUCCUAGAAAGCCAUCGGAAUUGCUUUUCUUGGAUUGAUGAAUGGUCUGGAAUGACAGUUGAACAGAUACGUGAACGUGAACGACAUAGAAACUCAGAGAUCCAGGAACUUGGAAGGCCAACUUUGGUGAAGAGCCUAGAAGAUAUCGACCAGAGAUUAUUACCUGAAAGCGAAGAAAUUUAUAGCGGGCAGAGACCUCAACUUUCAACUUAAAUCCACUCAGCAUGGACUCUGUUGACUUGGAGCAAAAUUUUUAUGCGUAUGCUGCAUUCGAACAACAAUCACGGGCGCCCAUCACAGAACAGUAGGCCUCACCUGUUUCGUAUUACACUCUGCCGGGGGUGCUGAAGAAAUUGUAUUUGGCAUGCCAGGGUCGGAGUUGUUUUCCUGCCGAUUUGGCAGCAUAAACUUGAGAGAAUGUAUAGCACACUUCAUGUAACAUAGCCAGAUAAAUUAUCAAAGAAAGGAACACCCAGUCACCCAGCUUGGAAAAUUUCCGAAAGAA